AAGUCAAAGUCUGAACAAAUUAAAUUUGCCAAUUAGCCUGAACUGUCUUCCUGGUGAGGAUGCUUCAUAGCUACUCCACUAAACAGUGUUCUUGAUUACCAAAUUUGUUAACAACCAUAUCCUCACUGACAACUCCAAGCUCCAUUACUCUCUCUUCUCUGCCUGCUCUAUAAAUACCGUUUGCCCUUUCGUCUGUUUCCUCAAAUUCUCUAAAAUCUUCAACCAUGGCAGCCAUUUUUACGCUCAUAUUUGCCCUUCUCAAUCUCAUGCUUCAAAUUUCUUCCCCUGUAUUCUCGCUUGACGUCCACUACUAUGAUCACACUUGCCCUGGGCUGGAGACCACAGUCACCAAUGCCGUCGGUAAAGCGAUGAAAAACGACAAAACAGUUCCUGCUGCACUACUUCGCAUGCACUUCCAUGAUUGUUUUAUCAGAGGUUGCGAUGGUUCAGUUUUGUUGAACUCAAUGGCGAAUAAUAAAGCAGAAAAAGAUGGACCUCCCAACAUUUCAUUGCAUGCGUUUCAUGUAAUUGACCAUGCAAAGAAAGCGGUGGAAGCUUUGUGCCCUGGCGUCGUCUCUUGUGCUGAUAUCUUGGCUCUUGCUGCUCGAGAUGCAGUUGCUUUGUCAGGAGGUCCCUCUUGGGAUGUACCAAAAGGGAGGAAAGAUGGUAGAAUUUCGAAGGCUACCGAUACCAGACAGUUGCCAGCUCCCACCUUUAAUAUUUCUCAACUUCAGCAAAGCUUCUCCCAGAGGGGUCUUUCCAUGGAAGACCUCGUGGCUCUCUCAGGUGGCCAUUCCCUUGGGUUCUCUCACUGCUCAUCCUUUCAAAACAGAAUCCACAAUUUCAAUGCCACCGUCGACAUCGACCCAUCAAUGAACCCGUCUUUUGCAGCCCAUUUAAGAAGCGUAUGUCCUGCGCACAACAAUGUGAGAAGUGCAGGUUCCCCAUUAGACCCCUCGGCCACCGUAUUUGACAACGCAUACUACAAGCUACUUCUUCAGGGAAAGAGCAUUUUCUCUUCCGAUCAAGCUCUACUCACUACCCCAAAGACUAGAGAUCUGGUUUCCCUGUACGCCAGUUCCAAAAUGGCCUUUGAAAAGGCUUUCGUGCAGUCCAUGAUCAAAAUGAGUAGCAUCACUGGUGGACAAGAGAUUAGGCUCGAUUGUAGAGUAGUUAAUUAGUGAGCAAGGCCGUUCGCUGAGAUUUGUUUUUUCGAUUUUAUGAUGGCAAAUUUAGUUAUUUGAUUGAUGAAAGCAUUAAGGUUGAUGUUAUAUUUGGAUUUGCAGUCAUAUGAAUGUGAUUGUUUUAUGGGAAA
Messenger RNA from Mangifera indica (mango), 1315 nucleotides. Its product is annotated as peroxidase 64-like. The transcript is spliced from 4 exons. The record is from RefSeq and is a predicted model, not a curated record. Bases 225 to 1181 code for a protein of 318 amino acids. Gene Ontology annotation, biological process: response to oxidative stress; hydrogen peroxide catabolic process. Gene Ontology annotation, molecular function: peroxidase activity; heme binding. Lineage: Eukaryota; Viridiplantae; Streptophyta; Magnoliopsida; Sapindales; Anacardiaceae. Gene Ontology annotation, cellular component: plant-type cell wall; plasmodesma.